Agelaius phoeniceus (red-winged blackbird) is the source of this 3989-nucleotide messenger RNA. It is a transcript of the gene IL4R, whose product is annotated as interleukin 4 receptor. Lineage: Eukaryota; Metazoa; Chordata; Aves; Passeriformes; Icteridae. Gene Ontology annotation, cellular component: external side of plasma membrane; membrane. Gene Ontology annotation, biological process: cytokine-mediated signaling pathway; production of molecular mediator involved in inflammatory response. The record is from RefSeq and is a predicted model, not a curated record. Gene Ontology annotation, molecular function: protein binding; cytokine receptor activity.
GACGGGCGGUGUGUCGGGCCGGGCCUGGGGCAGCGCUGCGUCCGGGUUCGGGAGCGUCCGGGUCCGGAGCGGGCCCCGGUAGACACAAGGUACGUCCGGCGGCCCCUUCGUCCUGGCGUCAGGACCGACUCCUCGUUACUUGUGCUUGGCGUGCAGUUUGUGCUGUCUGUGUUUUUCUCCGUGCCGGUUCUGGGAAGGGCGGAAGGUCUGUCUGGGAAGGGCGGAAGGUCUCCGGGGCUUCGCCGGGAGCAUAUCCCUGGGCCCGUCCCGUGCGGCGGCUCCGUCUGGAACCCGCGGCCAGAAUCGCUUCUGUUUCCUGGAGGCUGUUAAAUGCGAGUGCUCCUUUUACAAUAUUUUACACAGAAAGGUGUAAUUCUCCGAAGUGUUGUUCCUGCUGGACGUGCUGCGCGGUAGGCGCAGCAGCCGCGCCUAUCCCCGGCCCGCGUUCCCGACCGGCGCCGUUCCCGGCCGUGCCCAGCCCAGGGCUCGGGCUGCGCUCCCCGUGUGCCUGGAGGCCUACGAGCUUCGGACCGGUUCGUGCUGAGGAAAGGAGAGGUUUCUCGUCAGAAGGCAUUGCACGCUGCACGGGUUUUCUUUCCAAGAUCCAUUCUUCCAUGUGAAGAUGCUUUUCGUCUGCCAUCUGCUCAUUUGGACAUGCUUAUGUGGUUCAGGAUUCUUUGCCAGAGUUCCAAGAGUUUCUUGGAACUCCAGUCAUGUGGCACUAUUACCUAACAGUGGAAAACAAAUGCUUCCUCUCUUGAGAAUUCCAGGAAAAAGGGAAAUUAAGGAUUUUUAUUUUUUUUAUGCCAGAGCAGUUGGCUCGUUUUUUUCUGAGCAGCAGCCAAGAAUUGCAGCACAGUUUUUCCUACUGAACCUGACCAUUAUCAAUAAUGGCAAGACUCCCAAGUGCUGCACCAUAUAUCCGGUGGAUCCUUUUCUUUUCAUAUACAACAAAUGAAGUUUUGACUGCAGGACACAUACAGGAAUUUGCAUGCUUCACUGACUAUGACAAAGAGCUGGUUUGUCACUGGAAGGUGCCUGCACAAACCAAUUGCUCCAAAGAAUUCGUGCUCUACUACAGCAAUGAAACUUCUUCUGUGUCAAAUAAAUGUGUUCCUGAGAAUGAAAAAGACCGUUUAAGGUGCACUUGUACAAUAUAUCCGGAAUAUUUUGUAUUUAGCCUCACAUAUAUUCUAGCCCUACAAUUCAAUGGCACUGAUUCGUGGAAUUACAAUGUUACACCAGCCUUUGUUGUUAAGCCGAGAGCCCCCAAAAAUCUUACCAUUGAGAAAGCUGAAAAUGGUAAUUUCAAUCUGAGUUGGGAGGAGAGCUACUCCCACCCAUCCUUUCUCUCUGGACAGCCAGUCAUCUAUGAAGUGAAAUACUGGAGGAAGCAGCACCCGACAGAGGUUUCUGUAAAAGCAAUUAACUACCAGGCAAAAAGUUUUGAGAUUACUGCAAGCUCCUUGAAGAGAGGCUAUGAUUAUGUCGCAAGUCUCAGGUGUAACUAUGUGGACUACCCAGCCUACUGGAGUGAAUGGAGUGAAGAAGUUGAAUUUCGCAAUGAUUACCAGGUGGAGGCUGAAGACAUUCUGCAGAUGGCUGUGCCCACAUCCUGCAUACUGGUCAUGGCAGGAUCCAUAAUUUGUUACUUCUGUUUCGCCAAAGUGAAGAAAGAAUGGUGGGAUCAAAUCCCAAAUCCAGCAAAGAGCCAAUCGGUUGUAAAAAAUGUCAAGUUUUCAGUUUUGUGCUACUUUGAUGAAAUUAAGUUCCCGUUCCAGGACUUAAAGCAGAGUCACAUGGAACAACAAAUCAGAAGUUGCAAGAGCUGUCUGGCUCACAGUUUGUCAAGCCAAAACUUCAAGGGAAAAGAUAACAUCAGAAAUGUUGAGAAAUCUUGCAGUUGCCACAGCAAGUCUGAAGAGUGGUUGCCAAAAGGCAGCAGUGCAGUUUUAACCCCUGAUACAAUACCAGUUGAAGAGUGUAUAGAAAUCUGUGUAUGUUUAACAGACAGUGAAACUGAGAGCCAAGAAGAAACUGGCAACCAGAUCACCAUGUUUGAGCCUUGUGAGAGCAGCAUUGGUGCUUUCAGAGAGCACCCUGAACACAAUGAGUUACUAGCUAACAUGUUUGAUGCACUCCUGGCAGAUGAAAAUAACAUGGAAGACAAUAAAGGCCCAGACAUCCUCACAGCUGAGAGGAAAACCUUAGAGAACAUUGGGUCUGAAAAUCCAUCACAGCAAAAUCCAAAAGAAAGUGUAGCCCAGAGUCCGCAACGGUGUGACAUUUCUCAUACAGCUCCUCUUUUCAUCAAAGCCUCUCAAGAUGACUACAAUUGUAGUACAGCCAGCAAAGAGUCAGAACUAUCAGAAGAAUCCUUUGAAUCUGGAUAUCGGAGCUCCAGCAUAAAUUCUGCUUCUCUGGAUGCAAGAGAUCUUCAACAAAUGGUUCAUCAAAGCUGUUUUCUAUGUCAUUCUGAAAGUGAGCUUGGCUCUUGUGUCCUGACCCAGGAGUCUACAAAUAAAUCAUUGUUUGGAACUGAAACAGACAGAAAAAACAGCCCUGCAGACAAGACUUUUGAUACCCUUGUGUCUGCAUCCAUGGGGUUGUGUGGUUCUGCCUACAAGAGCUGUGACACCCUUUUGUCUCCAUCCCUGGAACCCUGUGGCUCUGCCUACAGGAGCUUUAAUAUGCUUGUGUCUGCAUGCAAGGAACCAAGCAGCUCUGCAUACAAGAGCUUCAGUGCCCUCAUGUCUCAGUCAAUGGCUAACAGUAGCCUGACUCUGGGCUUUGAAAGUGUGCCUUCCUUACCACCUUUGAGACAGUUGUCAGAGAUGGCCAAAUGCAGCUGCAGAGACCAAAGGGCUCAGCCUGCUAGCAAUCAGAUGUGUUACAACAACUACAGAUCUCCCAGCACUGAGCUUGAUUUUCCAAACACCUGUUCAGAACAUACUGAUUUUCCAUCUUUCUCCACACAUGUAAAGGAAGGUGCUUCAGCUUUUCUUUCAGAGGAAGAAAUGCAUAAGCAAGUAAUAUAUCAAAAUGUUCGAAGGAAAGCUGAUAUAAUUUCUUGCCCCAUUGCACCUCAGCCAUCUGGCUAUCAGCCUUUUGGUAGUGUAGGUAAAUGUAAUGGUCUAUACUGGGACAGUGACAAUGAGGUUAUGUCUACAUCACUUUAUGAAUCCUUCAUUAAUCAGUGCAACAACCUGAAUGAAGCACCACCAGAUACUGCAGUCUAUGAAUCUGACCCAAGGAUAAAGGAUGGUGUGUGUUUGACUGUUCAGGGUUCUGACUACACCACUGCCCCGGGUUUAGCAUCUAGUGAGAAUGACACGCAGAUUAGUGAUGGUAGCCCUUGGAUCAACAGCACUAAUGAGCUGUAUGGUGAUAGCAAUGAUGAAAAUACCAGCAGAGAUGAACAGCUGUUGCAUUUGUUAGAGAUGAAGUGUCAAGAUUUAAACAGCAGAGAAAGCUACAAAGGCAACAAAAUGGAGAAGCUUUAACCCUACUGGGAAAGUAAUGCAAGAGAGUGGUGAUAACAGACUAAAUGACUAACUUCCACUGCCACUCACACAACCACUUGAGGGAACUUGGAGAUGCAGGGGGAAGUGAAGAGGUGCUGAAGCAUGCAGAUGGGGCGGGGGGUGUGGCUCAGGAGUCAGCUUACCAGCAUCACCGGACAGUAUUGGGCUAAGCUUAGAAAGAAAAACUGUAGAGACCCUGGAGCUCCAUGGCUCAGACAAUCAUUUUGUGAGUAACUCCUAUCCUUCUGUCUCUCACACCAUUCACAGUGAGGACUCCAGACUGGCACUUGCAGUUAAAAAAAAAGACCAAUAGAACUAUUAGUGGAAAACAGCAGGAAAAAUGAGAAAAAAAUGAAACUUUUGUGCGAACCCUUGCCCAAGAGAACAACUGCUAUAUGGAGGUAGCCUAGCCACAUUUGCCAAGACUGAACUAGUCUUUGGAAAUAAACUGUAUGGCAAGUUGAA